CAAAAUUAGUGUUUCGCCGGAGAGAGUAAAUGUACAGUGAGUACUCCAGAGGGAGCAAAGUACAGGCGCUCAUUUUUUCUGAGAGAAGAACUGAGCUAUAUUGUCAGCAUUUUGCAAGGGUACAGAAGUCUACGACAAAAGAAACGGAAAGAAAAAAGAUUUCAUCUUUUCAAAAGAGAGAGAGAAAGAGCAGAGGGAGAGGGAAGACCAGCCGGCCUCUGUGUCACCUUUGGGCCUCCGCUCUUCUCCACCCAACGCCAUUAGAGGUGCUCAAAACUUCAACAAUAACAGUAACAGCAAGAAGAGAGAGAGGGGAAAAGAAGAGAGGGAGAGGGAGAGGGAGAGGAAAAGAAGAGAAAGAGAGAGACACUUCCCAUGACACAGCAGCUCGAGAAACAGAGACCCAAGAAAGAAGAACAAGAGAGAGAGUUCACAUCAUGUAGAUAGAGAACCAGUGGAGAGACAAGAAGUACAGAGCGAGAACAAGUAGACAGAUAAGAAGUCUAGAAAGAGAGUACACAGAAGAACAAGUGCAGAGGCAAGAGGAAGAAGCAGAAGAAGGAAAAGAGAGAAAACAGAGUCAUGAACCACCACCCAAGUAAGUAGAACCCCCACAACCUAUACAAUGCACACCCCAACUCUCUCUCUCCUCCUCCUCCUCCUCCUCCUCCUCCAUUUCUCCUCCGGCCUCUCAGCCCUCUCACCACCACCACCACUAAAAGAAGAACAACUCAAAGCCCUUCUCUCUUUCAAGCUUGGCCUGGAAGACCCAUUAAACUCUCUGUCCUCAUGGACUCCUCUCUCCCUUUCGGCCCCCUGCGACUGGCGUGGUGUCCUCUGCUCCUCGUCUCUUGUUGUCGCCCUCCGACUCCCUCGCCUCCGCCUUCGAGGCCCAAUCGCUCCGUCUCUCUCUAACCUCUCCUCUCUCCGAAAACUCAGCCUCCACUCCAACUCUCUCUAUGGUCCCCUCCCUCCAUCUCUCUUCUCCAACCUUCCCUCUCUCCAGUCCUUCUCAGCCUCUAACAACAAUCUCUCAGGCCAAAUCCCUCCCUCCAUUUUCUCCUCUCCCUCUCUUAGACUCCUCGACCUUUCAUCAAACUCGCUUUCGGGCCAAAUACCAGAGAAUGUAUCAGUUGCAUCAAAUCUUCAGGUUCUUAAUCUUUCGUUUAACCAACUCGUGGGGCAGAUUCCUGCAAGUUUGGGUGAGCUUUCAGGGCUAAGGUUUUUGUGGAUUGAUGAGAAUUUAUUGAGUGGGAGUGUGCCUUCAGCUUUGGCCAACUGCUCUUUGCUUGUCCACUUUAGCACGCAGGGUAAUGGUCUUGUGGGUCAGAUUCCGGCCGCCUUUGGCUUGCUGCCUAAUUUGGAGGUGUUGUCUCUUAACAGGAACUCUCUUUCUGGUACUAUUCCUUUCUCUCUCUUUAACAAUAGGUCUUCACCAUUGAGGGUCUUGGAGCUUGGGUUUAAUGGGUUUGAUGAGGUGGGUUCGCUGGGAAAUGGGGCUUCCGUUGUGGGUUCUCUGCAAGUUCUUGAUCUUAGAGGGAAUGUGAUCAAUGGGUCUAUUCCUUCAUGGUUUGGGAGUUUCAGUUCAUUAACAGAUUUGUACCUCUCUAGCAAUGUUUUCUCUGGUAUUCUGCCGGAUUCUUUUGGACAGCUAACUCUUCUGCAGAGGCUGGCACUUGCCGGAAAUUUGUUAACAGGGAAUUUUCCGGAGGUGAUUGAGAGUUUUACACAGUUGCAGGUGCUUGAUCUUGAGGACAACCUGUUUUCUGGCAAGAUUCCGGCAAGUUUGGGCUCAUCAUUGAGAGCUCUGAGGGCUCUGUCUCUUGGGGGAAACCAAUUUUCCGGCGCGAUUCCAGCCAGUUUGAUCAAUCUCUCUUCCUUGGAGACUCUCUCUUUGAGGUCUAACAAGUUGAGUGGGAAUAUCCCUGAAUACCUCACCCAACUGAGCAACCUGACUGUUCUAGACCUAAGCCAAAAUAGGUUUUACGGCGGGAUCCCUCCGCAGAUUGGGGACUUGCAGAGCUUGCGAGAUCUGAAUGUGAGUGGGAACCAACUUUCCGGCAAGAUUCCCCAAAGCAUUGGGAACUUGUUGAACCUUCGGGUUCUUGAUUUAGGCCAGCAAAAUCUCUCUGGUGAGCUGCCUUCUGAACUCUCUGGCCUGCCUAAUUUGCAGGUCCUUUCCUUGCCUGAAAACUCAUUUUCCGGUGAAAUUCCUGAAGGUUUCAGUAGCCUCUCAAGCUUGCAAUACCUUAAUCUGACAUUCAACCAUUUCUCCGGCCAAAUCCCCCCUGCUUUUGGUUUUCUACAAUCCCUACAAACUCUCUCUCUUUCUCAUAACAUUCUUUCUGGUGGGAUUCCAGCAGAGAUUGGAAACUGUUCAGCUCUCACAGUUUUGGAGUUUCGAUCAAACAGGUUUUCCGGCCGAAUUCCCUCCGAUCUUUCCCGACUCUCUCACCUUCAGUCACUUGAUUUGGGAAUCAACGAUUUCAGAGGAUCCAUACCACCUGAAAUCUCCGAGUGCUCAUCGCUCUCCUCUCUGAUUCUAGACCAUAACCACCUCAAUGGAACCAUUCCGGACUCGUUUGCCAACCUGACCCAUUUAGAAAUGCUAGAUCUCUCUGUAAACAACCUCUCCGGCAACAUUCCGGCAAAGCUCACAAGAAUCACAAGCUUAAAAAGCUUCAAUGUAUCAUACAACAAGCUUGAGGGCGAGAUUCCAGCUAAUUUGGGGUCCCAUUUUGGCCCUAAUUCCUUCUCAAUGAACCCAGGCCUUUGCGGUAACCCCCUCAAAACAAAAUGCCCCACGUCGAAGAAGAAGACCAAGCGGAGGAAACUCAUUCUGAUUAUUGUGGCCGCUGCUGCUGCCGCCGGCCUGGCUUGCUUGGCAGCCCUGUGCUGCUGCCUCGCAGCGGCGAACCUUAGGCAACGGCAGCAGCACAGAGGAGGGAAGAAACCGAGUCCGACACGCACGAGUGGGGCCGAGGAUCCCAAUGCAGUGGUCAUGUUUGGCAGCAAAAUCACAUAUAGUGAAACUCUUGAAGCUACCCGACAGUUCGAUGAGGAAAAUGUGUUGAGUCGAGGAAGGCAUGGGACUGUGUUCAAAGCCUCUUUCUCUGAUGGUACCGUCCUCUCGAUUCUCCGCCUCCCCGACACCGAGACCCGCACGUCAUCGGCAGCAGCGGCAUUCCGCAAGGAAGCCGAAGCUCUCGGCAAAGUGCGCCAUCGAAACUUGACAGUGCUUCGGGGAUAUUACACAGGCCCGGAUGCACAUCUUUUGGUUUAUGAUUACAUGCCAAACGGCAACCUCGCCACACUGUUACAAGAGGCAUCUCACCAGGACGGGCAUGUCCUCAACUGGCCAAUGCGCCACCUGAUUGCCCUUGGCGUGGCACGAGGGUUGGCCUUCUUGCAUGCUGCGGGCCUAGUCCAUGGCGAUGUGAAGCCACAAAAUGUGUUAUUUGAUGCUGAUUUUGAGGCCCACUUAUCUGACUUUGGCCUCGACCGGCUUGCUGGGACUACCACGGGUCCCUCAACAUCGGCAACGCCUGUUGGAUCAUUAGGAUAUGUGUCGCCGGAGGCUGCCCUGACAGGGCAGGCAAGCCGCGAGGCAGAUGCAUAUAGCUUUGGGAUUGUGCUGUUGGAGCUGCUCACAGGCCGUAGGCCAGCCACAUUUACAGGAGACGAAGACAUCGUGAAGUGGGUGAAGAGGCAGUUGCAAACAGGGCAGAUAUCGGAGCUCCUCGAUCCGGGAUUGCUCGAGCUCGAUCCCGAGUCAGCAGAGUGGGAGGAAUUCCUGCUGGCCAUUAAAGUGGCGUUGUUGUGCACCGCUCCUGACCCACUCGAUCGACCAUCAAUGCCAGAGAUUGUGUUCAUGCUCGAGGGAUGCAGGGUCGGCCCCGACCUACCGUCCUCUGCUGACCCCGCAUCUCACGCCUCACCUGCAUGAAUCUGACCCACACUCGUGGGACUCACUCAGCCGCCGGAAUCCACUCCUUCGCCAUUUUUUUGUGGUUAAAUUUUGCUAUUUUUACUUUUCACUGUUUUGGUCCUUGUCCGAUUACUAAUUGAUUUCAAAAAAUGCUUCCCUGAAACUGACCCACAGAGCUCAUUUGUCAUUUUUCAUUUUUCAUUUCCAAUUUAAUUCAAGAUUUUGUCUUUCUCCUUAACGCUUCCUUCCCCCCUUUCCCUUUAUUCCGUUUUUUUUUUAAUGUAUUUUUUUUUGUCUUUUAUUUGUUUUUUGUUUUAAUUAUUAAAUUCUCUCUCCCUUAGGGGUUGGGUGCCUUUAUAACGGCAUGCCGGCGAAGCUGGGUGGGUCCCACCAUCUGCAGUGAGUGGUCCAGUCAACGGCUGACGGUGGGUGUGGGCCCCACACCGCUUCCCUCGCCCAAUGCCCCGCCAAAAUUCGGGCCUCCUCUGUCCUCACGCCACGUGGCGGCUUCUAGCUCAAAAAAAGUAGCCGUUAGUCCUCGAUCCGUAAAAGCUUAAUUUGGAGGGGACAGUCAGGACUACGCCAAGCGAGACAGGGUAACCCGAGACGUUGUCCACGUGGACGGAAUCGAUGGCCACCACGUGGAGAGAGGGGUUUGUUCGGACGGAGGAGAUUCUGUUGCGGGGCACCACGGGGAAUUGCCUUGGAAGUGUAUUAUUUUUUUUUCUCUCUUGAUGAUUCCAACUUCUGCCUCGUGAUGAUGAAUGAUGGCAUUUAAUGGCAGUGAUUCCCCUUUCUAGUUUU
Molecule: messenger RNA, 4732 nt
Organism: Amborella trichopoda
Lineage: Eukaryota; Viridiplantae; Streptophyta; Magnoliopsida; Amborellales; Amborellaceae
Biological process (GO): protein phosphorylation
Molecular function (GO): protein kinase activity; ATP binding; protein binding
Source: RefSeq, a predicted model, not a curated record